AAGGGAGGGGAGUUUGUUUGGACGGGAGCCCAGGCCGGCCUCCUCAGCGCUAGAUGGGGCGGAGCAGCACACAUGCGCUGAGCUGGCAGAGUCACAGUCAGUCAGGGCUGAUCCCUCCGCCCGCUGCGCCCGAGGAGAGGAGAGGAGACACGGACAGGCUCGCGUCCGGGGUGCUGGAGACCCACCUCACCACACACUGUCUCCAAGGACAACAUUAAGGCCCCAGGACUGGAAACGACCUGAGGAAAUCGCAAACUCGACACGGAGACACCAUCCGGACACGAAGCUGAGAAGGAGGACGUCUCCUCUCCAUCGCCUUUUGCGCACGACCACCCAUUAAAAACCCCUCUGGACCAGCGCCGCCAGCAAGCGAUGCACCUUGAUGCCAAGACAACGAUCACUCCGAUCGGUUUCUGUUUGUUUUUGAAGCGCAUCAUUCUUAACUAAGCAGUCAUUCCAGAGUCGAUAAUAACAGUACGGACACUGUGUUCACACACAUGCAUUUAACGGGUUUCUUCUUUAUGAGAAUAUUCUCAUGGCCUGAAACUGACAUAAACUAUUAAAUCCGCCGCAUUCAUUCUGGAUUGACGCCUUUUUUUUAAAUCCUCGCAUGUCUUGAGUUUUCUGCUUUCUCGAACACUGUCAUGCGUGUCCAGACAACAGUCUGAUGCUUUCAGACGGCAGUAGGUUCUUCAGCCACUGGUGACAGUGUCUUACAGGUUCUUUUGCAUAAUCUGCCGGGCCUUCCUUAAAAACUGACUCCCUGUUUUGCAAUCCAAAGGAAUUGGUGCAAACAUCCCCCUUGGAAAGUUUAAGGUGGAGACCAGUGCUGGGCCAUAACACAUCCAGAAGGUUUUACAGAAGGUUGCAGGCUCCGGACCGCAUGCCGUCAUGCUGUCCUUAGACGAGCCACUGGACCUAAAAGUGCCGAGGGGGUGGGUCAGUGGGCGGGACAGAGGCGCCAGGUCUCCGCCCACUCUCACACCCUCUCCCAUUCACGGCAAGGGGGCGGGGCAGCUGCGGAUGGCAGACGACGGGACUGCAGUCAUCGUUCCAGCGUCUCCUGCCUCUCCACACACAGCAGGUGUCCUGCAGGACAAGUCGGAGACCCCCACACCCCCCGCCGUGGACCUCAGCAUGUCCCCGUCCUCCCGAAACACAGCCUGCUCUCCGGAUCUAUCCAAUGGAAAUGGCUCAGCUCCCAUUUUCCCCGGGGACUCAGCUCAUAUCCGUUACAUGGAGGGAGGAGCCACAUCUCAAGCGUUCCAGUUCUUCGUGCCCAUUGGAGGAGGUGGAGGGCUUCACCUGCCUUCAUCGAUGUUCAUUCGGCAGCCCAAGGACACAAGAGCUUCUCCAGACCUCUCUGCAGAUGAACAGCUGGCCUGUCGCUGGAGGAAGUGCCACCAACUUUUUGACUCCUUGCAAGACCUGGUGGAUCACGUCAAUGACUUCCAUGUAAAGCCUGAGAAGGAUUCUGGGUACUGUUGCCACUGGGAGGGAUGUGCACGCAAAGGACGGGGAUUCAACGCCAGGUACAAGAUGCUGAUACACAUCCGUACUCACACCAAUGAGAAACCUCACCGCUGUCCCACCUGCAACAAGAGCUUCUCCCGAUUGGAGAACCUCAAGAUUCACAACCGCUCACACACAGGAGAGAAGCCCUACAUCUGUCCAUACGAGGGCUGCAACAAGCGCUACUCCAAUUCCAGUGACCGGUUCAAACACACGCGCACACACUAUGUGGACAAGCCCUACUACUGCAAGAUGGUGGGCUGCUUGAAACGCUACACAGACCCCAGCUCCCUAAGGAAGCAUAUCAAGGCUCAUGGGCAUUUUGUAGCCCAGGAGCAGGGAGGUCCGGGUGGGGUGGGCUCCCUGAUUAAGCCGGGGCAGAUCGCAGGGGCGGGGAAAGAAUCUGAGCUGACUUAUGUCAGUGGGGCCCACAUCAUCAUUCCUAGUGCUGCCGCUGCUCUCUUGGGCAGUCAUGGUCUGCAGGGUCUCGGAGGCUCCCUCCCUUUGUCCCCCCUCAGUCCCCGCCCCUUGGACUUGAGCACACUUGGCUGCCCAAGCUCCCCUCCAGCUGGGCUUGGGGGGACAUCCAUCCUGUCCUUCAGCGGUUCCCCGCUUGGUCUGACCAAGUCACACUUUCUGUCUCCUACCUUCUCAUCUUCCACGUUGGGGUUGCCCAUGGUGCCCAUGUUGGGCUCGGAGCACAGGGACCAUGGCAAGGGCAAGGCCAGAGGCAAGGAGGGUGAGGACGAGAUCCAUGGCGGUGUGCUCAACCUGUCUACGGGGGCAUCCCACGACCCCCUGUCUUGGGUUGUCAUCCCUUCUGGCCCGGUGGUGCUGAAGCCAGCUGUGGUCAACUGAGCACCACAUUCCAGAGGAAUGGCAGGGGAAGGGUGGGGGUGGAACAGGGGUCAGAGGUCAGAGGCAAGCCUGUGGGUUUUUUUUACAAAGCAAAUGCAGUUAUGCUUGGAGGUGACACAAUCUUUUUCAGCUUUUAGCGCUGCUUCAGUUCUAAUUUGUACCUUAUGGUCAGACACAGCUACCUGUUUCUUGUGAUAAUAGAGAUGGUAUCUUUGAAGAAAAUUUAGCGUAACGAUUCAGAAAGUGGCCAAACAUUCACCUCCGUUCCAUUCUCUUUCUCUCUUGCUUAUCUUGUUUACCAGGGUUGUCCACUGGGUUGUCCACUGUCCUGCAGAAUUUAGUUACAACCUUAACCAAACACAAACUAAACCCUACACUAGGCAGGUGAGUGGACCUUGAGGGCCAAGGUUGCCCACCUUUGGUCUAAACUCUGCAGGAGGGUGUCCCCCCAGAAACAGGAUUGGACCCUAAGUCUUGUCCGCUUUGUUUUUUGUUUUAUGAGAGCACUGAUCUAAAGGCAGACUUAAGAAUCUGUGCCCUUGCUUCAAGAGACAAUUGUAUUUAUGUUUAAGAGAAACUUUUGGACGACAGUGUACGCAACACACUAAAGACACAAACGUGUGCUAUUAUUCUUCAGGAACUGACCUUCAAGGCAUUCCAUGCAUUAUGAAAAGACCUCUGAGUGUAGAAAGCCAGAGCUCUUUGAGGCUAAAUCGCAUGGGCCAGGUCAGGUUUGCAAAGGGGUGCUGAGGUCGUAGGUCAGGCGAGAGCAGCUCAUUUACUGGCCCAGUAGUGUCCAAUUCUGGCCCUGGAAUGCCACUUUUCUGCAGAGUUUAGUUUCUACACACUUGGCUGUAAGUUUGUAGUGAUCUUGAAGGCCUUGAGUAGCUGGUGCAUGUGUGUUUACAUAGGGCUAGAGCUAAACUCUCCAAGACGGUGUCCCUUUAGGAUCAGGAAUGGACACCACUGCUUCAAACUGUCCCGAGUUCCACCUCAGUCAGAGGGUACCCUCUGCAUCCCUCGCAAGUGAACUUCUUUAGCUCAAUGCUAUUUCAAGCUAUAUGACAAACCUUGCAUUUGCUGCUAGCUGUAUCACUGCAAUAUUAGCAUACAUCUUUGAAUAAACAAAUAAGUAUGAAUGACAAUCUGUCCUUUGAGGAGGAGAAAAUAGAAACCUUGACUAGCUCUAUUUUGUUGAAUAAGAGAUUUACAGACACAAGGCUCAGACUGACUGAGUUUUAAGUCAUACAAGGGCACAAACUUUCCAAGCGGUAAUGCUAAUGCCCUAUAGGACAUGGCACUGAUGUAACUAGUGCCAUCUUCUGGUCAUUACUUGUACUGCACACUACUAGUUGAACCAAGGGCCAGAUUUAACAGUAUUGCCCUGCUUUGCAGUAUACUAGCAUGGCAGGGUAAAACAAAUAACUUUUGGUUGAUGCAGAAUAGUGGAAUGUUUAAAAUAAACAUUAUCCACAACCCAGUGAACAUGUUGACAUGUGCAAUAUACUAGUUUGGGUAUACUGCAACAAUUAAGGGCCUAGUUUAGUUUCUCAGUUUGUUUUCACAGUUUGUCCCAUAUUAAAUCACUGUGCUAAAAAUCAAAUUGUAUACCCAGAGACUAAAGUAGAGACUUAAUAAUAAAGUAUAGAAAGCACUAUUCAGGUGGCCAAAAGAUAGCAUUUUGAUUUAAGACCCUUUCACAUGACCCACAUCAAUGUUCUCCAAGGCAUCAAACUCUAGAGCGAGGCAUCAAGUUUCAGCACCCCUCCUGACGUCACCUUACACAAAUGGAGCUGUAGGCGACCCUCCAAGUACUAAAAAUUUCACAUUGGACCCCAUUUGCCUCUGAUUUUCCCUAGCUUCAUGAUCUAUCGUGAUACCGCAUACAAAUUGAAAAUCAAAACUCAAAAGACAGAUUCUGUGCUAGAUAUUAGGUACAUUAAGUUGUACAGCACAGCCUUUAAGGCAGAUUUUCAUAUUCUACCUUUUAUGGUGCUAUCUGCAAAGUCCUGAAGUGGGUCAUGUGAGUGAGACUUUACACAGUCUUUGUCAUACUCCAUUGAUGAUCAAUGUGUCGCGAUCAAGACCUCAUUCAGAUUAAAAUAACGCUCUUAAUUAAGUCUUCUCUCCUGAACUCAGACACGUAAAAGUCUCUGUCCGCUCAGGAGAAGUACUUCUGUAAGAGAGAUGACAUAUUUGGAGCUUCUUUCCGUAAUGUCCAUUACUCGUAGAUUAGGAUAAAACAAAAUAGAGAAACAAACGAAUGUAAUUUUAAAAACAUUCCGACUGAAAUAAUCGCACUUCUUUAAAGCAUGCACCCUGCCCUCCCCUCCAAACCAUUUUAACACUCAAGAGUCUUAUUCCAUAAUUAUUUUUGUCUUAUUGUUUGUGGAAAACUAUACAGUUAUUGCCGUUUUGUUUUACUGACUUUUUUUGUUUUGGACGUGACAUUUCCUGAUGUUGAAGUUGCUUUGUUUCUGCUAUUGCUACUCUGUGUUCAGCUUUCUCCAGCUAGUGAAUCGUGAGAAAAGAGGGAGAAGUGACAGAAGGUGGUGACGGAUGAGUUUGCGGGAAGGGUUUUAGUAAGAAACCCUCACAUUUAGCUCAUAAACAUACCACAAUGCUUGAAGUUUACAUACUGUAUAAUGUAUAUGUAAUGUAUGACGUCUAAUUACUGAGUAAAAGAGAAGAGAAAUGCACAGAAUUUUUUAGACAGCAAAAAGCUGGUGCUUCCUCCAUUCGCUCUAGCAUAACUGCUAGAAAAAAUGUCGCCACUGUCCAUAUCUUGAUCGUGCGCCAGAUUUCAAAAGUAGGCCACUGACCCUUACACGGCCCCAGAUUAUAUUUAUUUAUUCAGUCAAAGCCAAGAAAAGGUUAACCCUGUGCUUCUAUAAAGCCUUUUAGAAGAGAUAAGCGAUAACAUGCAAAUACAUGCAGUAAUCAAACACAAUCCUCUCAGGUUUGGAAAGAUUUGACUUCAGCGUGUAUUUAGGAGGCUUUACUGGAAAUGACGUUUAUUAACCCUUGCAUCUUUCCAAGAAGUUUCAAAUCUCUUCUCCUUUCUUCUCCUACUCCCUUUCCUCAUCUUGUUGGCUGGAGAAAGCUGAUACUGACACAGACCUGUCAAGGUCUACAUCAAUGUUCAAUAUCAGAUAAGCUGUUUGAACCUUUAACCCUUUGAGCACUCUGAAAACGGCCGCACUGUUUCACACAGGAGACUCCAAAGCCCUCGACAAAACGAUAGUGUGUUCCCAAUGACUAUGAACUUACUGCAACUGUAUGUGAGAGACCUAAGCAAUAAAUUGAAUGGCAAGGAAGAUGUCAAAGCUAGAUAUUUAAAUUAGAUAUUCACUCCAGUAAAACUCCAAUGACGUCAGAAACUAUAAACGGUACAUAAAUUAAACACUAUUUUCAAAUAAUGAAAAAAAUGCUCACACUAAAAGAUGUUUGUUAUAGGACACAUUCUUGAAGUGCCACAGAGAUGCACAAAGGGUUAACAAAAAGACUAUGGCCUGGAAAGGCCAGUAUCCAUUUUUAUUUUUUUCCUUUUUGCACAUUUUUGAGAUAUUUUAAUAUGAUUAUUAUUUUUUUUCUCCAAGUGCCUUUUAUUAUAGAUGAAAUGUAGAUGUAAUACAGUAUAUAAAAAUAAAUAAAUAUAUAUAUAAAUAAAUAUAUAUUUUUUCCCAGUAUCAUGUUCUGAAGCUGAACAUGCAGAAUUUUAGAGCUGUAAAAGUCUCCAGUUGGUACAACAUAGGUGUGUGCUCCUGUUUUAGAGGAUUUUUAUCACGAUAUUGAUAAGGAUGUCAAUGAAAAUAAAAGAAACAAAUGUUUAAUAAAUUUGCAUUUGAUA
This is a messenger RNA of Cyprinus carpio (common carp), 6220 nucleotides long. Its product is annotated as zinc finger protein GLIS2-like. Gene Ontology annotation, cellular component: nucleus. The record is from RefSeq and is a predicted model, not a curated record. Gene Ontology annotation, biological process: smoothened signaling pathway; regulation of transcription by RNA polymerase II. Lineage: Eukaryota; Metazoa; Chordata; Actinopteri; Cypriniformes; Cyprinidae. Gene Ontology annotation, molecular function: DNA-binding transcription factor activity, RNA polymerase II-specific; RNA polymerase II cis-regulatory region sequence-specific DNA binding.